Molecule: messenger RNA, 1604 nt
Organism: Gaeumannomyces tritici R3-111a-1
Lineage: Eukaryota; Fungi; Ascomycota; Sordariomycetes; Magnaporthales; Magnaporthaceae
Exons: 1
Coding region: 36-1277 (413 amino acids)
Source: RefSeq, a predicted model, not a curated record
CAGACCACCAUACAUUCACGCGACUCCCCACCGAGAUGGAUCUGGGAGCAAAUCCCUACGAGGCAAAGCCGCUCAAUCGACACCGCUCGUCGCUCGAAGGCACGAUGAUCCUGCCUGCCGGGACUCCCGCCCUGUUGCCAGACGAUACGAGGGCGCAAGCCAAAGCACGUUUGUAUCACAUUCUCGAGAACCUCGAGGCGCUGGCCGGCGCUGCCGCCGCCGCAAACCACCGGCCGCAGCAGGGCUACAACCGCCCCGCGCUUGUCCGCCUCACCUACGAAUACACGAUUUCCGAUCAAUCCAAAAGCCUCUUUCUGACGAGCUUUUUCGAAUCUCUGGCCCUCCCACUCACCGGCAAUGUCACGGAUGCCGACGUCGACUUUGGGAACACGGAGGUGGCGGCGGGCCUCGGCACUUCGGUGGAUGCUUUCGCAGAGUACCUGAUGAACAACUUCUUUUCGCCGCUUAAGGCUGCUUCCAACAAGACGCCCCAGCCGUCCCCUAUAACCCACUCCGCCAUUCAGAGGGCACAGGGCUCCUCUUUGCCCCAAUCCUUCGUCGGCACGCCAGACCGUGUCUCGGCUCUGCGUGGACUCUGUCUCGUCCGCGAUCGCCACCGCUGCGUAAUUUCACGGAAAUUCGACAUCACGGAAGCCCGUAAACGCUUUAAAGCGGCAAAUGGCGGCGCUGUUCUGGACGAUGAUGGCCUCUCGCUCAGUCCGCAUGACUUUGGCCCUUUGGAGGUUGCUCACAUCCUCCCGCACUCACUGGCCAAAAGUUCUUCAGACUCCCUUUUGGAUCCCGCUAGAAAAGCGGCCCUGGAUGUUUUGAACAUGUUUGAUGCGGGGGUUGUGCGCCUGAUUGAGGGCGCCGAAAUCGACCGGCCCUACAACGCCAUCAGCUUGUCUCACCAUCACCACUUGGAAUUCGGCUCCUUCCGGAUCUUCUUCGAGCCUGUUCUUGAUAACCAGCCCCCGCAUACGUAUCGCAUCAAUGGGUUCGAUCCAUUCUUCGAUCAAUCUCUGGGUUUACCCGUCACGCGGACCCUCUACCUCACCCAAGACAAGACCAUCGACCCGCCCUCGUCUCGUCUACUCGCCAUUCAUCGCGCGAUCGCGCACAUCCUGCACCUUUCGGGGGCGGGGGAUUACAUUGACCGGGUUCUUCGCGAUGCCGAAGAAAACGGAGUGCGUUCCGACGGAUCGACCGCGCUCGGGCUCCUUGUCAGCGCCAGGUUGAGCCUGGGGCGGGUCGCUGGCAUCGGUGCGGGGGCUUAGCAGGCCAGCUCACCUGACCCAGAGGCCUGACGGAGAUACGCCGCGAACGACAGGCGGGAAGAGGGGUUCUCGGCACACUAAACCCUUUCCGCCCCAGCGGUGAUGGGCAGGCUCUUGACGCUCCUGGUCCAGCAACAAACAAGCAGCAACACACCACUGGCACCCCAAAAGUCGGAAGGCCGAGGCUUUUGACGAAAGAUCCGAGACGGCGGCGGAACCCGCGAUAAAAACAUCACGCCUCGCUGUUGGUGUCCCGCUGCACCGUGGACAACAGGACAAUGGCAGGGGUAAAUAUCCUUAACGUGGGCUUAUUGGACGCCUCUUUCG